Messenger RNA from Argiope bruennichi, 1595 nucleotides. Its product is annotated as nucleolar protein 56-like. Gene Ontology annotation, molecular function: snoRNA binding. Gene Ontology annotation, cellular component: box C/D methylation guide snoRNP complex; small-subunit processome. The transcript has 11 exons. The record is from RefSeq and is a predicted model, not a curated record. The coding region runs from base 145 to 1509 and encodes 454 amino acids. NCBI's taxonomy places the organism in Eukaryota, Metazoa, Arthropoda, Arachnida, Araneae, Araneidae.
ACAAAACUGAUUCUGAAUAUUCUAGAGAAUCAGAUUGAAAACCUUUUCCUGCUUGUGAAAAAACAUCAGUUAUAUGUUCUCUUUGAGAGCUCCUGUGGAUAUGGAUUAUUCCGAACCACAGAAUUUGAAGAAGUUGCUAUAUUCAUGCCGGAAGUGCAAAACAGUAUUUUGGAUAUAAGUAAAUUCAGAAGUGUUGUGUUUUUACAUGCAUUUCAUCCAUUUGAAACUGUUAAUGAAGCUUAUGACAAUAUGCAAUGCAUAAUGAAAGGCAAACUUCAUAUGGACUUACAUAUUUUUUUGGAAAAUAAUGUCCCAAAGGCAAAGAAAGGUAAACAAUCUGUGGUUCUUGGGGUAUCAGAUACUGCAUUAGGCACAUCUAUCACAGACACUCUUGGAAUUGCUUGUAAUACUUCUGGAGUUGUUUUGGAAGUUAUUAGAGGAAUCCGUUUCCAUUUUCCUAAAUUGAUUAAAGGUUAUAAAGAUCAAGCCACUAUUGACAGAUCACAAUUGGGACUUUCUCAUCACUACGCCAGAAUAAAACUGAAAGUCAAAUUUGACAGACUGGUUCCAGAAACCGUUGAUAUGAGUGAUCAGCUGAAUAAGGAUAUAAAUACUUUAGGGUCAAGAGUUAGGCAUUGGUAUUCACUCCAUUUUCCAGAACUUUCUACUAUACUGCCAGAUCUUCAGACAUAUAUUAAAUGUGUUAAAGAAAUAAAAAAUCGAAAAUUCAUACCCGUAAAGGUAACAUAUGCAUUGGAAGCUAUUUUAAACGAUUCUGAAAAAGUUCAGGAAAUCAUUGAAGCUGCUCGGACUUCUAUGGGUAUGGAUAUUUCUGAAGAGGAUAUAGAAAAUAUUGUAAACUGUAUAGAGCAAAUAGUUUCAUUAAUUAAACGUAAGGAAGAAACAAACAACUAUUUAAAUUCAAAAAUGAGACAAAUUGCUCCUAAUUUAUCUGCUCUGAUUGGUGAAAAGGUUGGAGCUCAGUUAAUCUCUCAGGCUGGAAGUUUAACCAAUUUAGCCAAAUUUCCUGCAUCUACUGUUCAAAUUUUAGGUGCUCAAAAAUCUUUGUUUAGGACUCUAAAAAUUAAAGGUCAAAAAGAGACUUUUGGUUCACUAAAGAAAUCAACAUUAGUUGGCAAAUAUUUGAAAGGACGUACUUCCAGAUACCUAGCAAACAAAUGUUCACUGGCUUCAAGAAUUGACUGUUUUAGUGUAAUCCCUACAGAUGUAUAUGGGCAGAAAUUGAAGCGAAAAGUUGAUAACCAAGUGAAUUUAUAUAAGAUAAAGAAUUUAGGAAUUGCUCCUGAUUUAAUUGUGAAUGAGGAGAGGAAAGCAGCUUUAGCUGCCAAGAAAGCUCUCCGUAGAAAACUGAAAAAGGAAAGGAGGCGUCAAAAGUUGGCUAACAUUGAAGGAAAAAAUAACAUUGAACCUGAAGUGGAAACGAUGGAGGAAGUUCCAUCAGAUGUUUCUGUACAGAAACAGAAGAGGAAAAGAAAAUCAAAAAUAUAGGAUGUUCAUUGGGAGGAAACCUUAAGAGCAAAGAGAACUGAUGGAAACCACAUCCAGCAUACUUUGUAUAUACCCAUGUACAUAAG